Rhinopithecus roxellana (golden snub-nosed monkey) is the source of this 1505-nucleotide messenger RNA. Its product is annotated as putative selection and upkeep of intraepithelial T-cells protein 1 homolog. The record is from RefSeq and is a predicted model, not a curated record. Gene Ontology annotation, molecular function: signaling receptor binding. NCBI's taxonomy places the organism in Eukaryota, Metazoa, Chordata, Mammalia, Primates, Cercopithecidae. Gene Ontology annotation, cellular component: external side of plasma membrane. The transcript is spliced from 8 exons. Gene Ontology annotation, biological process: regulation of cytokine production; T cell receptor signaling pathway. The coding region runs from base 107 to 1192 and encodes 361 amino acids.
UUUCUCACCACGUAGCAGCAUUAGUUACCAAGGUGAUGUUUCUGGGAACACAGAGGGAAUAAGGACGUGCUGAAAAUUUGGAUUGAUCAAAUCAUACACAGGUGUGAUGGAGCCUGCAUUUUCCUCUUUAUCUGGAUACUUUGUGGCCAUUCUUCUCUUACAGAUAACAGUACUCACCUCAGAGCAGUUCACUGUGAGUAGCUCUAGGAAUCACCACGUGGUCAUGGUCGGCAGCCAGGCUGAGCUCAGCUGCCGGCUGUCCCCACCACAGAAUGCACAGCUCAUGCAGGUGGGCUGGUUUCGGGAUCCCCAUUCCCAAAUGAUUUACCUGUAUGAAGAUGGGGAAGAACACCCUGGAGAAGGCGUUCAGAACUACACGAAUCGCACAGUGUUCCUGAAGGAUGCACUAGAAGAAGGCAAAAUUACCCUCCAGAUUUACAACGUCACUGCUUUUGAUGGUGGGCAGUAUUGCUGCUUCUUUAAAGAUGGCCACACCUAUGAAGAAGGCAUCGUGGAUCUGAGGGUGGCAGCUGUAGGCUUGGAUGUGCAAAUUAAUGUUCAGGUUCUCAACACAGAGGGGUUUGUGGUGGAGUGUACCUCAGGAGGGUGGUUCCCACAAGCCCAGAUGGCGUGGAAAGAUAGCAGUGGGAAUGUAAUUCCACAUUCAUCAAAAUCUUACUCUCAGGAUGGAGCUGGAUUAUUACAUUUGAAGAUGACCAUUCUUCUAAAAAAUAACACCCAUGGUCCUGUAACUUGCUGCUUUUACAACCCAGUCACUGGUCAAGAGAAAAGGGCAGGUAUUGUCAUACCAGAUAUCCUGUUCAAAUCAGAGUAUAUGUCAUUGAUGUCACAUAAAAUUUCAUAUCCUUGGAUAUAUUUGAGCAUUGUGGUUGCUCUUCUGUUUCUCAGAAUAAAAGUUGCACAGAAUAUAAGGUGUGUUCAUCUUGUGUUUCAGUGUCUACCUUUCCUGAUGUAUAUUGGCAUUUUGCCUAUCUAUUUGCAAUUCAGGAAAAGAGUCUCUGUUUCAGAUGACCUGUUCUUAUUGUAUAGUAUUUGGACAGAUGAUUUAUGCAUAAUCUUGGGUAUUCUAAUGUUAUUCUUCACCCUACUCACUUUUGUUCUACUUUAUACUCUGAAAGAUUUUGUACAACUACAGACAUCAGGGUUCUCAUCUGAAACAGAGGAGGCUUGAAGACAGUAGAACCAGUGAUGGAAAACAUUGAAGAAAAAGCAUUUGGACCAAAAGUCUGUACUUUUGAGUAAAGUCAAAUAAUUAUCAAUGUAUAGGAAGAAAAUAGAAAUUUAAAGAUUCUCAAUAUAUCUUCAUAGCAAGUUUACAUGAGAAUUACCUAAUUCAAAUGUAAUUGCAUCAAAAUUAGGAUCUCAAUCUAAAGAAAUAUCUAAUAUGUAGAAAAGUAAUAGCAAAUAAACAAAUGUGUCAUAAAAUCUAAAUAUUUCCCUGAAAUAAUGUAAAUAUAUGAAAAUCAGAAAUGUAAAUGACUAAA